AUGGCAGACCCAGCUCCCCCCGCCGCCGCCCUCGACGACCACCUCGCACGCGGCAUCCGCGCACUCGCCCUGCGCAAGUACUCCGACGCAUGCGACUUCCUCGCCCAAGCACUCGAAUCCUCGACGAGCAAGUACGGUGAUUUGGCGCCUGAGAACGUCGAGAGUUUGGUCCUCUAUGGCAAGGCGUUGUUGGGGAGCGCGAUUGCUCAGAGUGCGGUGUUGGGAGGGGCGGCGCCUGGGGCCGGAGCGGGAGGAGGAGAGGACGCAGCGACGGGCGCGGCGGGCCCUUCCAACGGCGCUGCCGGCGCUUCCUCCUCCUCAACUCCCGCCGCCGCCGGUCCCUCAAACCCCAACUUUCACUUUGGCGGUGACGUCGAAGACGCCUCAGGCGACGAAGGAGACGGCGCCGACUCGGACGAGGACGGCGAAGGCGAGGGCGAGGACGCUCCGAGCGGAGACAGGGAAGACGACCUCGAAUCGGCGUUCCAGAUGCUCGACCUCGCGCGUACGAUCCUCACUACCGAGAUCGGGGAGUUGAAGAAGGACGGGAAGGGGAAGGACGAGGAGAAAAAGAAGAGGGAGGAAAAGUUGGCAGAGGUGCAUCGGUUGUUGGGAGAUGUUGCGACCGAGUCGGAACAAUUCGACAACGCCGUCGAAGAAUACACCUCUUCACUCUCCCUCCUCUCGCGCCUCCUUCCCCCUCACGACCGCGCCCUCUCCGAACUACACAUGCUCACCGCCCUCGCGCUCGAGUUCGUUCCGAACGCCACGAGUCGCGCGGUGAGCCAUGCGGAGAAGGCCAAGAGUGUGCUUGUGAGCAAGUUGGCUGAGCUGGAGGGUGUGCCGGAGGCGGAGAGGGAGGACAAGGUCAGGAGGGAGAUUGAGGACAUCAAGGGGUUGAUGGGCGACGUGGACAUGAAGAUCGAAGACCUCCGCACGAUCCCCACCGCACCCGCACCCACCAGCACCGACUCAGCCCUCGAAGCUCUCCUGCGCCAAUCUUCCUCUGCAAUGGCUGAAGCUGCGGCGUCGGGAGCGGUGAAUGACUUGACUGGGUUGGUCAAGCGGAAAAAGAAGGUGGUUCCUGUGCCUGGAGUUGUGGAGGAGCACCUGGCGGGAGGGGCAGAGGGAAAGGGAGGCGAGGAGGAGAAUGUGGUGGUUGUCAAGCCGGUCAAGGGCGACGAGGGGGAGGGAAAGCGCAAGGCGGAGAAGGAGGGCGCGGAGGAGGGCCAGGAGACGAAGAAGGUCAAGGUUGGCGAUGGGCAGUGA
Molecule: messenger RNA, 1269 nt
Organism: Rhodotorula toruloides NP11
Lineage: Eukaryota; Fungi; Basidiomycota; Microbotryomycetes; Sporidiobolales; Sporidiobolaceae
Product: histone-binding protein
Exons: 6
Coding region: 1-1269 (422 amino acids)
Biological process (GO): DNA replication-dependent chromatin assembly; CENP-A containing chromatin assembly
Cellular component (GO): nucleoplasm
Molecular function (GO): histone binding
Source: RefSeq, a predicted model, not a curated record